GACGAAAACGUGGGCCAGCUAGAUGCAUUUUCUUUGACAAGCUAAGGAAGAAUGGAAAAGUGCAGUUGAAGAUAAACGAUGGUGAGACAGCCCCAUGUUGUGAACACGCUUCUAUGUUCACAACACGAGUAUCGUGGAUUGUUAAACAGUAUUGCGACAUGAGUUACAAGCACUGGUCGGAUGUCCCACAAACCAUUAAAGAGGAGCUCAUCGACUGUGUUCGGAGUGACUUUUUGUUUGACUGGGAUCGCGAAAACCACCGAUUGACGGUGACAAAGGCCCUAUGUAAGCGCUUCAACUCCUUCGAUCACGACUUGCACAAGAUUUAUCAAUCAUAUGGAAGCCACGAAGAAGCGUUGGCUCAUGGAACUAGCUUGGUGGACCCCAUUGUAUGGGUGAAGUUGUGUGGAAGGUGGGGCAGCGAUGCCUUUAAGCGCACUGAGAAUGGGAAUUUGGUCGACUUCUACAAGGAGACCCGCUGGUCCAAGAAGAAGAAUAAGUUUGUUACAGAUACUACAGAAGAGACUUAUAAGGAGAUGCAAGGUAGGUUGGAUGGCCUAGGACCAGAGGAACGUAGUGAUGAGGCAGCAACAACUGUCUUUAGGGAGGUCCUUGGCCAUCGACCAGGAUAUGCACGAGGACUUGGGGAGAUUGCCAUCCCUGAGUCAAGUAGACAACGUGACAAAGUUCAAAUGCAACAAUACCUGUCUAAGGUUGAAAAGCACAAGAAAGAUUUUGAACAAUAUAAGAAAGAUGUUGAACAAUAUAAGAAAGAUGCUGAAGCCUACAAAUGUCAGUUGGAUGAGAUGAGGACAGAGAUGCGGGCUCUUAGGGAGCAUCAGUUACAGAAUAACAACCUGAUGCAGUCAUUCUUUAGGGCUUUUCCGUCAUUCACUGAGUCAAUUCGACAGACUCAGUGUAAUGAUUCCCCCGGCCCAUAAGGGGCCUCCCAUAAUGUGGUAGUUUUUUGGGUGGGUUUCUUUGAUGGUUUUUCACUCACCGGGGAGAAAUUCAGUUGGGUGUCGACAUUUCUUUUGGGUGGUUAUUGUACUAAGUCUAGACACUAGGCAAUAUAUAUAUACAUAGUACUAUAUAUAUAUAUAUCUUUAUAUAUAAUGGGAUGCCAUGUCUACACCGGUUCACGAUGAUAGGUAUGGGUGUCCUCUUUUUGUUGGGGUUUUCAGCGAAUCUGCAGACUCCAUACCAUCCCAUCAAGUGUAGGUCUGUCUCAUGGUUAUCUAGUGUCUAUGUCACUAUUAUACUACAAGACCGGGGCUGGGAUCUUGAUUUUGUCAAAUGAUAUUAAAGUUUAAAUCCCAGUGUAAGUUCCUUAAUUUAAAAACUAUCUUCAUAAAUGUACCCAAACGGUACAAAUACUUGUUCACUAUUUCUUCCUAGCUAACAUUUGUCUGUGGUUUGAUAUGCUUUGCAGUAAUGUGGUGCGGGUCCACAAAACAUCGUUGUACGUGGAGUGUAAUCUUUGGCUUAGUACAUGCUGAUUUGCUCGGCUGGUAUUACAAACUCUGUUGGGGAAAAGUAAAGUGAGAGGAGGAGGAUCUACCUUUCCCUUGAUAUGGAUUGAGAACUGGCCAAUACUGGUCCUUUUGGGUUUAAUCUUUAUGCCUCACCUGCAUUAUACAAAACCAUGGGGCAUAUCCUGAACUGAGGAUUAUAAAGAUAAUGGUACAGAAGGUGAUGUUGCUCAUGUUAAUGUAAAAGCGACAAUUGGACACUGAACAUGUUAUUGCUAUGCUACAUCAGAUGAUUGAAGAUGCUCACAAGGGCAAGCCCUACUCUUUUGAGUGGUACUUAAAGACGUUAGUAAUCUUUUGGGGGUUGCUGUAUACAGUUUGUUGAUACGUCAAAUACACGGAUGAAGAGUAAUAGAAGUGAUGUGAGAUAAGAGACUUCGUGUUUGCUACAUCUUCUCGAGCCAAUACGAUAUGCAUAACUGUGGGUGCGAGAGAAGAUGAACGGUUCAACUUAAAAAGAGAUUUGUAGUGGAUGGUUAUUAUUCAUUGUUUGUAAUGGAUGGUUAAACAUUAUUCCAUAUGUAGCUCACUUUGUAUAUGUAUAUGAGAAUAUAAUACACAUGCCCAGUGUAAUAUAUAUAAGUUUGGAUGAGUUGAUGGAUUCAAUUU
Messenger RNA from Juglans regia (Persian walnut), 2141 nucleotides. RefSeq lists its product as uncharacterized. The transcript is spliced from 8 exons. NCBI's taxonomy places the organism in Eukaryota, Viridiplantae, Streptophyta, Magnoliopsida, Fagales, Juglandaceae. The coding region runs from base 114 to 941 and encodes 275 amino acids. The record is from RefSeq and is a predicted model, not a curated record.